Molecule: messenger RNA, 545 nt
Organism: Halteromyces radiatus
Lineage: Eukaryota; Fungi; Mucoromycota; Mucoromycetes; Mucorales; Cunninghamellaceae
Product: thioredoxin-like protein
Exons: 3
Coding region: 8-421 (137 amino acids)
Biological process (GO): mitochondrial translation
Cellular component (GO): mitochondrial large ribosomal subunit
Molecular function (GO): structural constituent of ribosome
Source: RefSeq, a predicted model, not a curated record
GUCUACCAUGUCAUUACCCAACAAACUUUUAUCAACAACAAAUAACGGAACUGGUGCUUUUAUACUUCAAUGUCGAAAACUUGUUUUUAACUAUUGUGAACAUUGGGGUAGUAACAAGGGCAUGGUGAAUUAUAUCAAGAAGGAUCUCGCCAAAUUUGCUAAAGAAAAUCCUCAUAUUGAAAUUGUCGUACAACAACGAAAAGCCCAUCAUCCUAUUAUUCGUGGACAAUACUUGAACGGACGAGAAAAGGUUAUUUGCACACGAAACAUGGCACCCAAUGAAAUUGCAAACAAGGUCAACUUACUUCGAGAUUCUAGUGGUGAAAAAUUAAAGAACCUUACCAAGAAACCUGUUAUUUCUACAACUGAAAGUGUACGUGGUAUUUGGUCACCUUUCCAUUCAAACCCUCAUUCUAUUUAGAUUAUACAUGAUUAUUCCUUUUUGAUCUUUCGUCACAUAUUUCAUUCUUUUUUUUUUUACAACCUUUAUAUAUUACUGUAGAUUAUUUUAUGUCAAAUAAAAGUGUUUUUUUUUUUUCAAAAUA